CUCGAUUCAGGGCACUGGCACCCUUGCCGCGGAGAGUAUAUAUAUGCUCACGUCACUCCUUGGCUGCCACUAGAACUUGAAGCUCUCCUGUAACGAUGCAGCUCAUAUCCGUGGCAUUGCUGGUGGUAGUGGGCGCUGCGGCCGCCCUGGCUGCCCCUGGCCGGCCCUUCUACGGCCACGGCUACGGCUACGGCUACAACCACGUCUAUCCCCAAUACGGCUCAAUCAACACCUACAAUCCUACCAUCAUCCACGUGUCCCGCCAACACGUUUCGCGCCCUGUCGGCAUUGGCGGCAUUGGCGGUUUGGGCGGCGGCAUCGGCAGCGGUUUGGGCGGCGGCAUCGGCAGCGGUUUCGGGGGCGGCGUCGGCAGCGGUUUCGGGGGCGGCAUCGGCAGCGGCUUCGGGGGCGGCAUCGGCAGCGGUUUCGGGGGCGGCUUCGGCAGCGGUUUGGGCGGCGGCAUCGGCAGUGGUUUCGGGGGCGGCUUCGGCAGCGGUUUGGGCGGCGGCAUCGGCGGCGGUUUCGGGGGCGGCAUCGGCGGCGGUUUUGGCGGCGGCCAUGGUGGCCACGGCUACGGAAGUGCAUACGGCAAGAGAUACGGAUACUAUUAAUUGUCUUUUGUAAGGUAUACCUGGAAGGGAAACACGAGGAACCUACUAUUUCUGAAGCUAUACAACACUUUUCUACAGUGUAUUUAUUUCCAACAGCCGUAUUCAUAUUUUCUUUCGCCACUAUCUUCGGCAACAAAAAGUCAGUUACCAUUUCCCUUGCAAGCGUUUACUAAUAAAAUAUAUUUUUAUUAA
Eriocheir sinensis (Chinese mitten crab) is the source of this 803-nucleotide messenger RNA. RefSeq lists its product as uncharacterized. Lineage: Eukaryota; Metazoa; Arthropoda; Malacostraca; Decapoda; Varunidae. Bases 96 to 611 code for a protein of 171 amino acids. The record is from RefSeq and is a predicted model, not a curated record. The transcript is spliced from 2 exons.